CGGCCCCAGCCCGUUCCGUUCCCAGUGUGCCGCGUGAUCCCGGGCCGGUUACACGGAGAGCGCGCCGCCGGUGCCUCCCGCGCCACAGUGAGACGAGACGCUCAGCCCAGUGAGCAGAGAGCCCAGGCAGUCGGGCCUGCUGGGGGCGGACGCACCCGCAGCGUGUUGUGAGUGUGUCAGUGCCGUGUGGUGUGCCAGAGUGCACGAAGUGGCACGGAGUGGCACGGAGUGUGUGCGCCCAGCCCAGCCCCCCCUGCCACCGCCCAGUGGAUACCGUACACCCGGCCCAACCCGUCCGCCCGCACCGAGACCAAGCCCAGCCCAGCCUCUUGGAUUAGCGACGACGCGAUACGCCCAGCCUUAAGUGCUGCUGAGGGAGCACAGCUCAGUGCGCUGUGCGCAUGCCCAUCCCAGGCGACAGGUGCGCUCGUGCUACGGCACUGUGUACCGGGUGUCCCUGCGGCCCGGGUCCCGGCCCUGGCCACGGCCUCGCCCUCGCUCCUGGGACUGGUGCGUCUCCCGGUCGCCGCACUGCCUCGUCCACCCUGAGGACCGCGAGACUACGUGGGGGGCGUGCCUGCCCGGCCUGCCCCUCGGGGGCGGGGGGCCGUGCGUGGGGCGGUGCGGGGGCCGGUGCGGGGGGUACUGCCCGGAGCAGCCUGCUGCCCAGCCUGCCCCUGCCCCAGGCCCCAUGCCUGCACUCCGCGCCCUGCUAAACCGGCGCAAAGGGUCGCCGACCAUGUCCACGACGCCCCCGGCCCCUCCAGGCGUGGGUGGCGGAGGCGUGGGACCGCCCUCGGCGGCCGCCCUGCCGCCCCCGGGCGCCUCCCCGCACGCUGCAGCGCCCCCAGUCGCGCCGUCCCCACGGACGGCCGCCCAACUGGCCCGCGCGGCCUUCUUCUCUACGCCGUCGCCGUCGACCAAGCCUGCGCCUCCUCCCGUGACUCGGAGGGCCAGCGAGGAAGUGUCCCUGUCGCCGACGGCAUCCUCUCCGGGCCAGCCGCUCCGCCGCCAACUGAGUGCGGCCAGCCUGGGCCUGGGCCUCGGUGGCCUCGGGCUCGGCGGCCUCGGGCUGUCCAGGGUCAAGAGUGCUGACGGCCUGGCCGAUGUGGCACCGCUGCUCUCCAGGCAGCGCUCGUGUGACAGCGCGGUGGGCGCCACGGGGGCCGCGGGCCGCCGCUCUCCGCCCGGUAGAGCUCCGGGGCGCGCGCGCGCCGUCUCCUGCUACAACGUGCUGCAGUUCCUCAAGGACCGCGCGCUGCCGCGCUCAUCACCCCCGCCCGCGGGCCAGCUGGGGCCGCCGCUGAGGAAGUGCCUCACCACCGGCAGGCUGCAGGGGCUGGCCGAGCCCGUCCGGCCCGUCAACAGGCUGAGGAUCCCCAGCCACGGCGGCGCGUCCGCGGCCUCCGCCUCGCGGGUGUGCUCGCGGUGCUCCAGCAUCCUGUCGCUCGCCUCCUCGUCGCGCUACUCGCUGCACGCCAGCGCCGCCUCCUUCACCCCCCUCUCCCCGUCGAGGACGUCCUCCCCCAUCCCCGGCGCGCCGCCGCCGCCCGAGGAGUACGUGCUGUGCAAGCUGUGCCUGAUGGACGUGCCCGAGACUCUGACAACGCGCCUGGGCACCUGCCAAUGCCGAUACUGUGUCGAGGUGAGUCGCCCCGCCCGGAGCAUCCUCCGCGCCGUGACCCCGCGCAGGCGUGCCCGUGGCCGGCGCGUCCCACCGCGCGCACAGCCGAGCCCGCCUCAUUUUCCUUAAUGACGGCGGCCCUCC
Molecule: messenger RNA, 1768 nt
Organism: Frankliniella occidentalis (western flower thrips)
Lineage: Eukaryota; Metazoa; Arthropoda; Insecta; Thysanoptera; Thripidae
Product: translation initiation factor IF-2-like
Exons: 2
Coding region: 692-1753 (353 amino acids)
Source: RefSeq, a predicted model, not a curated record